AAAAAGAAAGAUGAUUUCAUUAUUCUUGAGAAAGAACUUUCUAAACUUGCGUCAUGGCUUAUUUGAGUGGCGGUGCUGAGGCUUAUGAUCGUCUCAAGAACCAUGAUUAUCGAGCCGCCAGUUUGGUCCUGGCCAGUGACUCCCGCCGAAGCGAUACACAUGAACCCACCGGCGAGCCGGAGUCGCUUUGGAGAAAUAUUGACGCUAAAAACUUUGGUGAUAGGGUUUGUAGAGGGACGCCCUUGCACAAGAGAAAGAUGAAAGUAGGUCACUAUGCGCAUUGGCCAGGCAAGCGCCGUCGUACCGUUCUUACUUCUACGGAAGACGAAGGUGUUUACAUGCCCAAGACUAAGCAGACCAGGGCGGCUUACGAGGCGAUGCUCGGUCUCAUUCAACAACAAUUGGGCGGCCAACCCUUGAGCAUUGUAACGGCCGCGGCCGAUGAGACUUUGGCGGUUCUUAAAGACGAGACGUUCAAGAACCCUAACAAGAAAGAAGAGAUCGAGAAAUUAUUGAACCCUAUUCCAAACCACGUGUUCCAUCAGUUGGUAUCCAUUGGGAGGCUUAUUACUGAUUAUUCAGAUGGGAUCGAUACUGCCGGACCUGCGUCAGCUAAUGGAGAUGGUACUCUUGACGACGGUAUAGGUUUCACUGUUGAAUUUGAGGAGAACGAGGAGGAGGAAGAGAGCGAUCUCGACAUGGUCCAGGAGGAUGAAGAAGACGAGGAUGAUGUGGCAGAGCAUAACGGUUCUGGCGCCGUGCAGAUGGACGGUGGAAUCGAUGACGAUGACUUGCAGGAAAAUGAUGAUGAUGGGGGUAUGGACCUUAAUGUUCAGGAUAUUGAUGCUUACUGGCUGCAGAGGAAAAUCUCUCAGGCUUACGAGCAACAAAUUGAUCCACAGAAAUGCCAGAAUCUUGCGGAAGAGGUACUGAAGAUACUGGCUGAAGGUGAUGAUCGGGAAAUUGAAACCAAGUUGUUGGUGCACCUCCAGUUUGAAAAAUUCAGCCUUAUAAAAUUUCUUAUACGAAACCGGUUGAAGGUUGUAUGGUGCAUCCGUUUGGCUAGGUCUGAAGACCAAGAAGAGAGGAAAAAAAUUGAGGAGAAAAUGAUGCAUCUGGGUCCAGGUUUAGUUGCAAUCCUCGAGCAGCUGCAUUCUACUAGAGCAACAGCGAAAGAGCGGCAAAUGAAUUUAGAGAAGAGCAUCAGAGAAGAGGCUCGUCAAUUGAAGCCCGUUGAGAGAGAUAUAGACAACCGGGGGUUGACUGUAAAGACCCAAUUGCUUGCUCUUGACAGUAUUGCAUUUCAACAAGCUAGUCAUUUGAUGGGAAACAACAAAUGUGUACUUCCUGAUGGAUCAUACAGACAUCUCAGUAAGGGUUACAAAGAGAUUUAUGUACCUAAACUGACUCCAAAGCCUUUUGAUAGCGAAGAGAAAUUUGUUAAAAUUGCUUCCAUGCCAGAUUGGGCACAACUAGCUUUUAAGGGAAUGACUCAGUUAAAUAGGGUGCAGAGUAAAGUCUACGAGACUGCCCUCUUUAAAGCCGAUAAUGUUCUCUUGUGCGCCCCCACUGGUGCCGGGAAAACCAAUGUCGCAGUCCUUACCAUACUACAGCAGAUUGCGCUGCACACAAAUCCAGAUGGUUCGUACAACCACAAUGAAAAUAAGAUUGUAUAUAUUGCACCUAUGAAAGCCCUUGUUGCUGAAAUUGUUGGCAUUCUGUCUGAUCGCUUGCAGGACUAUGGUGUCAAAGUACGGGAACUUAGUGGAGAUCAGACAUUGACUCGUCAACAGAUUGAGGAGACUCAAAUAAUUGUUACAACUCCUGAGAAGUGGGAUAUUGUUACUAGGAAGUCCGGUGAUCGCACAUACAUGCAGCUUGUAAAGCUUUUGAUUAUUGAUGAGAUUCAUCUUCUUCAUGAUAACAGAGGUCCUGUGCUUGAAAGCAUUGUCGCCAGAACAGUGAGGCAGAUUGAGAUGACUCAGGAGCAUAUUCGCUUGGUGGGAUUAUCAGCCACACUCCCUAACUAUGAAGAUGUAGCAUUCUUUUUGCGAGUUGAUCCAAAAAAAGGUAUGUUUUAUUUUGACAAUAGCUAUAGACCUGUCCCGCUCUCUCAAGUGUAUAAUAUUGGAUUAACUGUGAAGAAGCCAUUGCAGAGGUUCCAGUUGAUGAACGAUCUCUGUUAUCAGAAGGUAACGAAGGUUGCAGGAAAACAUCAGGUUCUUAUAUUUGUCCAUUCAAGGAAAGAAACAUCCAAAACAGCUCAUGCUAUACGAGAUUCUGCUCUUGCCAAUGAUACACUUGGUGCAUUCAAGCACGACAGUGCUAGCCGUGAGAUUUUUCACACUCAUACAGAUUUAGUUAAAAGUAAUGAUCUCAAAGAUCUUCUUCCCUAUGGUUUUGCAGUUCAUCAUUCUGGGAUGACAAGGGUUGAUCGCCAACUUGUUGAGGAACUUUUUCGUGAUGGUCAUAUUCAAGUUUUGGUUUCAACAGCUACUCUUGCUUGGGGUGUGAACCUGCCAGCUCAUACUGUGAUUAUCAAGGGAACCCAGAUUUACAAUCCAGAGAAAGGAGCAUGGACUGAGUUAAGUCCACUAGAUGUUAUGCAGAUGCUGGGUCGUGCAGGAAGACCUCAAUUUGAUUCUAGUGGGGAGGGAAUAAUCAUCACAGGGCACGGUGAAUUACGGUACUAUCUUUCACUAAUGAACCAACAGCUACCAAUUGAAAGUCAGUUUGUGUCCAAAUUGGCUGAUCAAUUAAAUGCAGAAAUUGUUCUUGGGACUGUUCAAAAUGCAAGAGAAGCGUGUAAUUGGCUUGGAUAUACUUACUUGUAUGUUCGUAUGCUAAGGAAUCCCACCCUUUAUGGACUAGCACCUGAUGCUCUUACAAGGGAUAUAACUUUGGAAGGCAGGAGAGCUGAUUUGAUUCAUUCAGCUGCUACAAUUUUAGAUAAAAAUAAUCUGGUGAAGUAUGAUCGAAAAAGUGGGUAUUUUCAAGUUACGGAUUUGGGUCGUGUUGCUAGCUACUACUAUAUAACACAUGGAACAAUAUCUACUUACAAUGAGCAUUUGAAGCCGAUGAUGGGAGAUAUUGAACUAUGUCGUUUGUUUGCAUUGAGUGAAGAAUUUAAAUAUGUAGCGGUGCGGCAAGACGAGAAAGUGGAAUUAGCGAAGUUGUUGGAAUGUGUUCCAAUUCCUAUCAAGGAAAGCUUGGAGGAACCCAGUGCCAAGAUCAAUGUUUUGCUGCAAGCGUAUAUAUCUCAGUUAAAGCUGGAAGCGCUGUCAUUGACAUCUGACAUGGUGUUCAUAACUCAGAGUGCUGGAUGGCUUAUGCGGGCUCUUUUUGAGAUUGUUUUGAAACGAGGAUGGGCACAACUUGCUGUGAAGGCCUUGAACUUGUGUAAGAUGGUGAGUAAAAGGAUGUGGGGUGUCCAGACACCUCUUCGGCAAUUUUAUGGUAUCCCAAAUGAUAUUCUCAUGAAGCUGGAGAAGAAGGAUUUGGCUUGGGAACAGUAUUACGAUCUCUCUUCGCAAGAACUAGGUGAGCUUGUACGUGCCCCAUAAAUGGGAAGAACUCUUCAUAAGUUCAUCCAUCAAUUCCCAAAAUUAAAUCUUGCUGCACAUGUUCAGCCAAUUACACGCACUGUUCUGAGAGUUAAACUCACAAUAACACCAGACUUCCAAUGGGAGGACAAGGUUCAUGGAUAUGUAGAGUCAUUUUGGGUGCUUGUGGAGGAUAAUGAUGGUGAAUUCAUUCAUCAUUACGAAUAUUUCUUGUUGAAGAAGCAGUAUAUUGAUGAGGACCACACCUUGAAUUUCACGGUGCCAAUAUGUGAACUGCUACCCCCGCAGUACUUCAUACGUGUUGUGUCAGAUAGAUGGCUAGGAUCACAAACUAUUUUGCCCCUCUCUUUUAAGCACCUCAUUCUGCCAGAAAAGUUCCUCCCUCCAACGGAGCUGUUAGACUUACAACCUCUUCCCGUGACUGCGUUGAGAAAUCCAUCUUAUGAAGCUCUUUAUCAAGAUUUCAAGCAUUUCAAUCCUGUUCAGACUUGAGCCUUUACUGUGCUAUAUAACACCGAUGAAAAUGUUUUAGUUGCGGCACCAACUGGAAGUGGAAAAACUAUCUGUGUGGAGUUUGCUAUGUUACGGAAUCAUCAGAAAGGACAGGAUAACAUAUUUUGUGCUGUCUAUAUUGCCUCGAUAGAAGCUCUUGCCAAAGAAAGUUUCAGGGACUGGGAUAAGAAGUUUGGAAAGGGACUUGGGAUCCAUGUUGUUGAGUUAACAGGGGAAACAAUUACAGAUUUGAAACUUCUUGAGAAAGGUCAAAUAAUCAUUAGUACCGCAGAGAAAUGGGAUGCUCUAUCUCGUCGUUGGAAGCAGCACAAACAUGUUCAACAGGUCAGUCUUUUUAUUAUUGAUGAGCUUCACUUGAUUGGAGGUCAAGGUGGUUCUGUAUUGGAGGUGAUUGUGUCUAGGAUGAGAUAUAUUGCAAGUCAGAUUGAGAACAAGAUUCGAAUUCUGGCGUUUUCUACUUCUCUUGCAAAUGUAAAAGAUAUCGGGGAUUGGAUAGGUGCUACUUCGCAUGGUCUCUUCAAUUUUGCACCUGGUGUUCGUCCUGUGCCUUUGGAAAUUCAUAUUCAGGUGGUGGAUAUUGCUAAUUUUGAAUCUAGAAUGCAGGCAAUGACAAAGCCAACAUACACCGCCAUUGUUCAGCAUGCAAAGAAUGGAAAGCCAGCACUUGUCUUUGUUCCCACAAGAAAGCAUGUCAGACUGGCAGCAGUAGAUAUAAUGACAUACUCAAGAGCAGACAAUGGAGAGAAACUGCCAUUUUUGCUAAGAUCUCUUGAAGACAUUGAACCCUUUGUUGACAAGAUUCAUGAUGAGAUGCUAACCCUUUUACGUCAUGGAGUUGGCUAUUUACACGAGGGAUUGUGUAGCUUGGAUCAAGAAGUUGUGACACAACUGUUCCAAGCAGGGUGGAUUCAAGUUUGUGUCAUAAGCAGUUCGAUGUGUUGGGGUGUUCAAUUGUUAGCCCAUUUGGUGGUGGUUAUGGGAACACAAUAUUAUCAUGGAAGGGAAAAUGCUCAGUCUGACUACCCUGUUACUGAUUUGAUGCAGAUGAUGGGCCAUGCCAGUCGACCACUGCUCGAUAAAUCUGGGAAAUGUGUCAUUCUCUGUCAUGCACCUUGUAAAGAAUACUACAAGAAGUUCUUAUAUGAACCUCUCCCAGUUGAAAGCCACCUACACCAUUUCCUCCAUGAUAAUAUAAAUGCAGAAAUUGUUGCUGGAACUAUUGAGAACAAGCAAGAUGCUGUUGAUUAUAUUAGGUGGACUCUUAUGUACAGGAGGUUAACUCAAAAUCCCAAUUAUUAUAAUCUUCAAGGCGUCAGUCAUCAGCAUCUUUCUGACCACCUUUCAGAGCUUGUUGAAAACACGCUGAGUGACUUAGAAGCAAGCAAGUGCAUUGUCAUUGAGGAUGAUGUGGACCUUUCUCCAUCUAAUAAUGGAAUGAUAGCAUCAUAUUAUGUCAGUUAUACUACUAUUGAGCGUUUCAGUUUGUCAUUAACUGCUAAAACCAAGAUGAAGUGUCUUCUGGAGAUUCUGGCUUCAGCUUCUGAAUAUGCAUUGCUUCCAAUACGCCCGGGUGAAGAAGAGUUGAUUCGUAGAUUAAUUAAUCAUCAACGAUUUUCCUUUGAAAAUCUGAAAUGUACAGACCCACAUAUCAAAGCAAAUGCUUUGCUGCAGGCACAUUUCUUGAGGCAAUCUGUUGGUGGUAACUUAGCAUUGGAUCAACGAGGAGUCAUUUCAGCCAGUAAGUUGCUGCAGGCAAUGGUGGAUGUCAUUUCGAGCAAUGGUUGGCUGAGCCUUGCCCUUCUUGCUAUGGAAGUCAGCCAGAUGGUAAUCCAGGGCUUGUGGGAGCAGGAUUCCAUGCUUCUUCAGCUACCACAUUUCACAAAGGAGCUGGCCAAGAGAUUUCAAGAGAACCCUGGAAAGAACAUAGAGACGGUAUUUGAUCUGAUGGAAAUGGAGGACGAGGAAAGGCGUGAACUACUUCAGAUGUCAGAUUCUCAGUUGUUGGAUAUUGCAUGUUUUUGCAAUCGAUUUCCAAAUAUUGAUGUGGCAUAUGAGGUACUUGAUGGUGAGAAUGUUGCAGCUGGGGAGAACAUAGCACUGCAAGUUACACUAGAGCGUGAUCUUGAUGGGAGGACUGAGGUUGGGCCUGUGGAUGCUUCGAGGUACCCCAAAGCCAAAGAAGAAGGCUGGUGGCUUGUUGUUGGCGACACAAAGAGUAACCAGCUACUGGCGAUUAAGAUGGUUUCUCUUCAAAGGAAGUUGAAGGUCAAGCUUGAUUUCACUGCACCUCAAGAUACUGGAAAGAAACCAUACACGCUUUAUUUCAUGUGCGACUCAUACUUGGGUUGCGAUCAGGAAUAUAAUUUCAUGGUGGAUGUCAAAGAUGCAGGUCCAUUUGAUGAAGAAGAGUAGCUGUUAGCUAACAACUUAAGUCUGUUUUUCUCCCCCAUUUUCUUUUUAUUUUAAAUUUUUAUGCUUAGUAUUUAUGAAUGUGUGCCACUGCCAACUUAUUCUCUCACCAAGAACCCAACGUUAUGGAACUGCUAACAUACUUGUGCAUUUAAAAACUUUGAGGUAUGUCAUGCCCGUGCCAGAUUCUGAUUCAUUCAACAUGGUAUCUGAAUAAUAUUUGUAUACUUUGGGGUUGGUUAGAAAUCCUAAGUGUUUGAGGUGAGGAUUUGCCAAGCUUAGGUUAUGCUUGCAAACUCAUGGGACCCACUUGAGGGUUGGAAUAGUGAACAUUGCACCUCGUUCUCAUUCUCGUUUGAGCUUUACAUUUUCAUUCCUUUAUGGUGUUUACUAACAGAACCUACUUGUGAAAAAUGUAUGAAAUAGGUUCAAAAAGCAUAUCCAGCUGGUGGUGAUUUCUCUGAACUUAUUUUGAUACAUGAACACUGUGUGGGACACUUUGGCAUCCAGAUCGUCACAAGGAAGAUCUCUGUUAUUUGAAAGUGUGGCGGGAAUGUGAGCCUGAUCCCUUUUUUCUAUUCUGUUCUACUACUGUUUUGCUAUUAUAUUUGAACUUUGGGUCUUUGCUGAUUGGUAACUAUACGUGGCAAGACUGAAAAUUGUUUUGAUGCUGAAGUCAUAUUUAAUUUUCUGCAUGCAAAUAAAACUGGAACGAUACAUCAUAUUAUAUAUUGUUUGCUCUGCAUUUGGAAUGUAAGGCAACAAAGGCUGCAAAUGACAUAUUUAAUCUUGGUAUUUCAGCGUGAACUUUGAUUUAGUACCUUUGACAUUUCUUAUUGAAUCGAACCAUAAUUCUUUUAUGUUUUUUGGCUGCCUAGAUUAAUUGGUACGCACAGCCAAUAAUAAGUUAGUGUCUUGCUUACUGAGAAAAGUGUGGUAAACUCUGAGUUCACUGUUUCUUAUUGCAUGUACAAACUGGUUUUCUAACAAUUUCUUUAUGUUAUGAUUCAUACUUUGAUGCGGUCUGUUCGGUUAUUUUGGUGAAAAUGGGAUUGUAUCUUUUUAUGGUAUGUAUGACUAUGACUCGUUUGGUUUGAACACACCAUAAUAUAAACAAGGUAGAACUUAGUUGUGCCCUCUUGCUUCAGCAUUGGAUAUUUCCUUCUUUCUUCCUUUUUCCCCCUCCAUUAAUGUCAAGAAUGGAUUUGAUUCCACAAAAAUAAUAUGGACGAAUUCCUCCAUUUUUGUUUUGCGAUACUAUGUCAUAAUGGACUGAAUUUUCUACGUUACAGGAAUAUAUGUUUCCUUGUUUAUGAAAAAUGAUAUGAGAUGUGAAAAUAGUAAACUCUCUUCUUUCUUUAAAAAAUUCCAUUGCCAUGCAUUUUUGUACAAAUUUACUUUAACUCAUUUGAUGUGUAGGAAUGGUCAGCCAAUAGAUAAAUUGAAGGAACGUUUCUUUCACGCUCAGUGCAAAGACCAAGUAAGCAAGUUUUUGGAUGAAAUUUAGCUCAAUUAUUUUGACCACUAACCAAACUUCUUAUAUGUCGGGAUCAUUAUAAAACUCAGAUGUAUGCAACGAUUUAGGUAAAAUGUAGUUCAGUCAUUUGGCUACUUGGUGUACCUGUUAUGUUUAGGAGUACGUGGAAAAAUGCUUAGCAGUUCGUAGCUUUGGAAUUGUACUUUCCAAUCCUGAGAACUGUACGUUGAAUUGCAAAUUUGCAUUUAACUGAGAGAUUUUAGUACAGAGGUAACACAUAUCAAUAUCAUUGGAAGUUGCUUUAUAUCGAACAUUUUAUCUUUUUUAGUGGGGGGUCCUUUCUGUCUGCUAUGAUACCUUUUGAAUAAUGUCGCUCCUUUCAUUUUGGUUUGUUUUGACUGAAUCUCGCUUCUCUGUCAUUUCUCUUCUAUUGACUUUAUUGUAAUUCCAUAUAGGUCAUAUCUAGCUCCACUUGAUGUUUAUGAUGAUUCAAAAGUCAUGAUUACUUCACACCAUAAGCCAGAUAUGUUAAAGACAUUUAAAUUCUUCGACAAUACUAGGGAGUCGAAGGGAGAGAUAAAUAAAGUAAUGUGUUUUCUUCCAAUUUGACUUCUCACAAGGUUUUGCUAUGGCAUCAAAUCAACAUGGAAGCUUUUUCCAGCUUUGAUACUCCUUGAGUUUAUAAACGUCAACGUUUUUUUAUGUAGGUUAAGAUUAUUCACGGUUCUCUUUGUAAUUUAGCUUUAUUAGAGUUCUCUCGUGUUAUCUAGCUUUAAUAUUUUAUUUCAUUUCUUUUCUUAGUCAGGUUGUUAGUUAGUUACUUGAAUGAUAUGCUUAACCACUCUUGUAUUUAGAGCCCAUGAACCCCAUGAGCUAAGCCUAUAUAUAAAGGCUAAGAUUAGCCUUUUGUAACGCUUUUGUUCAAGAUUAAUAAAAUAUUGCCAUAAAGCUUUUUGGCUCCUCCAGCCUCUCUUACGACUGGGUCCAGGGUUGGGGGAGUGAGUUUAAGUGCACCCUUAGAGGUGUUUGUGGACGUAAAACGUGAAGAGUAAGCUCACACAUUCUUUGGUUAGGUGGAGGGUGACUCUAGCGAGGUUUGGUUUUUGGUGAGGUUUCAUGUUUUUCUUUGAGUUUCGAUUUUGAAGACUUUUUGUAAUUAUUUCGUAGGCAGAAUUUUAUUUAAUUGGAAACCCUUUAAAGGGGGUUUUUAGUGGGCUUAGUUUUUUUGUAUACACUUGUAUUCCUUUCAUUGUUUCAAAAAAGAAAAAAGAAAAAAAGAAACUUGCACAUUCUUUAUUCACAGUUAAUUAACCAAGAGCCAAGAGUUUAUUGAUCUUCACAUCGAUUCUCUUUUUGUAGGGCGGCUAAUAAAUUGGAACAUGACCUUCAAUAGAAUGAUGGACACGAUUAUAAAAAGUUAUUAAAAUUUUCGAUAAGGAUGGGAGAUGGAUUAAUCAAGCGCCAAAGUUGUUUUAAACUAGAGCAACUAAAUAAAGCAUGGUCAGUGGAUUUUUCAAAGAUAUUACACCGUGGGCAAACAGCGUUAUGUUGUGUUUAGGUCAACCACAUCCCAGAAAAGUUGAAAAAAAAAAGUGCAAGGAAACCGUCUGGACCAAGAGCUUUAGUAGGAAACAUAUCUUCAAUUGCCUUUUCGAUGUCAUGAUGAGUAAACGGAGUUAGAAAGAUGACAUUCAUCCUCGUAUCAACUUUAGGAUUGAUAAAUUGAAGAAUAUCAUUAAUGCAAAUUUGUUUUGGAUAAGUAAUAAAGGGAUUAUGAAAAUAUGAAGUGAAUCUUUCAACAAUGAAAUUUGGAUCAUUUGACCAAUUGCAUUUGCAUCAUAAAUCCCUUUGAACUCAUUUUUGGAUUUUCUCA
This is a messenger RNA of Benincasa hispida (wax gourd), 9835 nucleotides long. RefSeq names its product DExH-box ATP-dependent RNA helicase DExH12-like. The record is from RefSeq and is a predicted model, not a curated record. Gene Ontology annotation, molecular function: nucleic acid binding; ATP binding; ATP hydrolysis activity. Gene Ontology annotation, cellular component: nucleus. NCBI's taxonomy places the organism in Eukaryota, Viridiplantae, Streptophyta, Magnoliopsida, Cucurbitales, Cucurbitaceae.